CUGUUGUCAAUGUUUGGUAUCAAAGUCUUGUUGGUAUGGGUUGGUUAUUGGUAAGGUGAUUCAUACAAACAAUAAGUAAAUUUUCGAGUUAGUCAUUCGUAAUUUAGUGCGUGAGAUAAAUUAUUGUUAAACAAUUAUCUUUCAAAAUGUUUUCCACAAACCCUAAUUAUACAAAACUAAAAACACACCUGCGUCUGGCGAUAAAUAGACUAAAGUUGCUUGAGAAGAAGAAAACUGAACUGGCUCAGAAAGCUAGGAAAGAAAUUGCUGAAUAUAUAGCUGCGGGGAAGAGUGAAAGAGCCAAAAUACGAGUGGAACACAUCAUCAGAGAAGAUUACAUGGUGGAAGCUAUGGAGAUUGUGGAAAUGUACUGUGACCUUGUGUUAGCAAGGUUUGGACUUGUGACACAGAUGAAAGAGUUAGACGAGGGACUGGCUGAGGCCAUAUCCAGCCUUAUAUGGGUAGCUCCAAGAAUGCACACUGAUGUACAGGAACUAAAAGUCAUAUCAGACUUAUUCACAGCGAAAUAUGGAAAGAUCUAUGCUGAUGCCUGUAGAAAUGAAAAUGUUAACACUGUCAGUGAGAAAUUGAAACACAAGAUGUCAGUUCAGAGUCCACCCAAGAUACUGGUUGAGAGGUACCUGAUAGAGAUAGCUAAGAAUUAUAAUGUGGAGUAUACCCCUGAUGAGCAAGUCAUGAGGGAAGAUGAAGGACGCGACGCCAUGUUAAUAGACAUCAACGGUCCCCCAAUGCCUCCUGGCUUCAUCGGCUACCCUAAUCAACCGCCAAUGAACAUGCCUGGAGGGCCUCCACCACCACCUAAUGUGCAACCAUUUAGCUACCCUUCAAUGCAACCUUCCGGCGGUAAGGUUGGAGGUUUUGUCGCUACGCCUCCGGCGUUCGGCGGCCCCAGCCAGCAGCACAUGGGGUACAAUGUGCCCCCCGGAGUUGACUCUAAGAACUUGAGUAACAGUUUCUUACAGGAUGAAAUGAGCAAUCUACCACCUGCUUAUGACAGCAUCCACCACGAUUUGCCGGCGCCCCCGCCCCCAGUAGCCCCGACCCCGCAGCCCCGGCGCGCGCCCCCGGGCCCGUUCCCCGAGCUGCCGGAGCUGCCGUCCGUCCCGUCCGACCUGCUGCUGCCGUCCGUCCCGCACAGCAGGAACUCCAACACCUCGCACAACUCCAACACGCCGCCCGCGCCCAACGCGCCCGAUGAAAUCGACUUCGAUGACCUGAACCGCCGAUUUGAGGAGCUAAAGAAGAAGAAAUAAGGUCGGAAAUUGAUUGCCAGUUUAAGAGUUCGUAUUCAGUUGGAUCUGAUCUUGGUCUGAGAAUCAAUUGUUUUUUUUUUCUUUAAUGUCACAAAAUUGUAUUUUAUAACGAACUCUGUAUGCAAUAUAAUGAACGAGAUACCGCGGCCUUAAACAUAGAUUGAUUGGACACAAUGUAUUACGUAAUUGUGUCUUUUUUCAAGUAUUUGGCCUGAACGCUGAUUUCAUAUAAAUCAUUGGCUAAACUCUUAUUGAAUUAAACUACAGUUAAAGUAAUUAUUUACUGAUUGUGAUACAUAUAAUGAAGCAAAAUCAUCAUCUGCAAAUCAUUGUCAUGUUGGCACUAGCACAUAUUCACAUGCUAAUGUCAUGUAAAAAUGUUUAUUUCUUAUUUUAAGACUAAUCGUCAUAAUUACGAUGAUUUCUGUAUGUAUAAUGUAUAUUCAUAUUUUUGUAAAUUAUUUUUUUACUAUGGCAAUGUUCUACAAUGUCUAGCAUAAUUGAGUGUAUAGAUAAUAUAUAUAUAGUUGUUUUCACUGUUGUUCAAUUACAAUACAUAAUAAUCAGUGAUGUCAAGUAUUUUUGAUCUGUAGGCUUUAUAUUCUUUUAUUUUCAACUUUAUUUGAAAGUUUUUAGUUUGGUACAGAGCAAUAGAUAAUUUUGCGAGGCCGAUUGCUACGUAUUGUGCAGCAUUCAUUUAUAUUUUUUAAAUAAGUCGGGAGUUCCACGCCGCCGCCUCAGCUCAUGAUUAUGGAGUCCAUUGGGUUCCGAAUCUGGAUCGCUCCCGAUAAAUAGUCGUGAGUGGUUAUUUUAUCAAUAAUUCUGAAAGUUACUAAGUAGCCUUACGAAACGCUUAUUUUGCCCCAAUAACCCUUACAAAAAUAUCGAUUCUAUUUGCUCCUCUAUUCUUAUUUUAGAUUUAUUUUUUUCAUAUAUACCAUAUAAAAUAAGUUGUGAUUUGUCUUUUUGAGCAAAGACACAACAAUUUCCCUUACAUAUAAAUUCAUAAGUAUAAGUUGAGGGUUAAAUAAAAGAGGUUUAUUUUAAUAUUUUAUACAAUUUAUUAUUGCUGCAAGUGUCUGAUAUAAAACUAUGCUUCCAUUGAUGACGGGUAGCAAGUUAUUGUAGUGUUGCCAUAACAUUACACAUGAAAUACACAUACAUUUCAUUUA
This is a messenger RNA of Trichoplusia ni (cabbage looper), 2446 nucleotides long. RefSeq names its product IST1 homolog (gene Ist1). NCBI's taxonomy places the organism in Eukaryota, Metazoa, Arthropoda, Insecta, Lepidoptera, Noctuidae. The coding region runs from base 147 to 1274 and encodes 375 amino acids. The record is from RefSeq and is a predicted model, not a curated record. Gene Ontology annotation, biological process: protein transport. The transcript is spliced from 7 exons.